Orycteropus afer afer is the source of this 855-nucleotide messenger RNA. It is a transcript of the gene MTFR2, whose product is annotated as mitochondrial fission regulator 2. Gene Ontology annotation, cellular component: mitochondrion. The record is from RefSeq and is a predicted model, not a curated record. The coding region runs from base 1 to 855 and encodes 284 amino acids. NCBI's taxonomy places the organism in Eukaryota, Metazoa, Chordata, Mammalia, Tubulidentata, Orycteropodidae. The transcript is spliced from 7 exons. Gene Ontology annotation, biological process: mitochondrial fission; aerobic respiration.
AUGUCUCUCAUAUUGAAUAUAUUAAGAGAGAUGCUGGAAUACUUUGGUGUUCCCAUAGACCAGAUUUUGCUGAUUUGGAAAGACAAAGAAUAUGGAUCAGCUCGAAGUAUCGUUCGCAUUAUUGGGAAAAUUCUUCCAUUAGAACCUUGUCCGAGGCCUAAUUUUGAGUUGAUCCAGCUCUUGAACUCUGUGGACUCUGACAACCGUGGAUCUGUCGUUCCAUCUUUUGCUGAUAUUUUGCACGUGACAAAUGACGAAGAAGCUGGUCAUCUCAGGUUUCGAAAUAGUACGUGGGAAAGUGAAGAAGAGAAAAUGGAAUUUUUCAAUCCUUUGCAACUAGCUUGGGAUCUGUUGUCACCUGGUCUAAGAUGUAACAAACAGAUAAAAAAUGAUCCACCUGUAAACUAUGCUGCAAUUAAAAAAAUAGCUGCCCUGGAAGAUGAACUCACAUUCCUUCGCUCCCAGAUUGCUGCAAUUGUGCAAAGGCAGGAACUGAGACAUAGCGCAGAUUCAGGCUCAGAUAAUUCCACAACUGAAAUGAAGAAAUUGCACCCAGCUGCUAGUCAAGCCAGUUACAGCCAUCAUGCAAAAGAUCAGAGGGAUCAAGGUGUUCCAAAUAUGUUGGAUGUUCUAAAGGAUAUGAAUCAAGUUAAGCUUCGUGCUAUUGAGCGGUCACCUGGGGGUAGACCCAUUCAUAAGAAGAAAAGACAGAAUCCACAUUGGGACCCAGUGUCUUUAAUAUCUCAUGCGCUAAAGCAGAAAUUUGCAUUCCAAGAUGAUGAUUCCUUUGAGAAAGAAAAUAGAUCUUGGGAUUCUUCUCCGUUUUCUAGUCCAGAAACUUCAAAGGAGUUCUAG